Laccaria bicolor S238N-H82 is the source of this 1668-nucleotide messenger RNA. RefSeq lists its product as uncharacterized. The record is from RefSeq and is a predicted model, not a curated record. Lineage: Eukaryota; Fungi; Basidiomycota; Agaricomycetes; Agaricales; Hydnangiaceae. The transcript is spliced from 6 exons. Bases 1 to 1668 code for a protein of 555 amino acids.
AUGAAGGGGGCUCGCCUACGAGAAAUUGACUUGCGGGUCGCACAAGCUAAUGAUGCACUUGCAUCUAUUCGGCUGGACAUCGGGCACAAGUCUUUUAUUUACCGAAAAAAGAUCAACACCGAAGAAAGCAAAAAGGGAAAGACCCGGUCGUAUGAUCAAGUCAAUGCCAUUGACAGAAAUCUGGCACAUCACCUCCGAGUUUAUGGUCAAGCCCGAUGGGCCUUACAGCAUCUAGCCGCAUCGGAAGACAUUUUAUCCUGUUUCAAGGAAAUCAAAAAGGCUGAUACUCAUCUCCUUCCGAAUAUAUCUCACCCCAAUAAACCUGGCUUUCGGAACAAAGAUAUCCCCUGGUUUUGGGGGUUCAAUAUACACGGUGAUUCGGAGAAUGAUGUGCAUAUGGAAGAAUUAUAUCGGGUAAACUAUCUUCGGACCAAAGCGAGAUAUCACCGAUGGCUGGAGGAAUCGAAGUUGGUUCCGAUGGAAAUGAAGUGGACGAUGCGGUAUUUUACGAAGCGGGCAGUAUAUUGGGAAGGUCUGAGGGAUCUAAGCGCCGAUGGUAAGCGCUGCUAUGCUUCCCGCCAAGCAGCCAUGUGGCGAGGAUUCCACCACUGCAUUCGAUUCUCUUAUCUCAACAUGCUCUUUACCCCCCGCCAACUGAAGGCCAUGGAACGAACCCGCCCCAUGCAGAUGUUAGUUUAUAUGAUGAGCUCUCGUUGCCGAGCUGCGACCAAGGCCUGGAAGGAACGACCGAAUAUGUCUGACAAUGAAAAGGAGAUAUGGCUCUCCCUGUUCAGGGGGGAGUUGGAUUUCAUUUGGAAGGCUCUUGGCUCGCAUGCCAUCGAGGAGUUCACGUAUGACAUCCCGAUGUUCCUUCAGGCUUGUGUGAAGGAGUAUGGCCCGCCUGAUAUUGACUGGGCAGUUGUUCAAACUGCGCCGGACUGUUUAGUCCCGGUCUACCUUGACAAUUGGUGGGUUGAAAAGGAUAUUCAAGAUCGGGUUGGAGGGGCAUGUGAUUGGAAUGACUUGGAAACAUUCGGCGUGGCCUUGCAUGCGGAUAUGCUCAUCAAAAACUACCACACGGGCAGCGAGCUGCCCCUUCCAUCGGCGACACUGGAGAUUGAGCGUAUGAAGAACCUUCGGGCUAGCAUUGCCCGAGGGGGAAAGACUUUGGAAGCUGAAUUGGACCGUGUCUACGACAGGCUCCACGACCUCAAGAAUCGGCUUGAGAGUUCAACAAAGUCAAUCCAGGUGAUGGAGCAUGAGUGGAGGGAUGGCUGGUGUAUCGCAUAUGCCGACAGGCUGUUAGCGGAGGAUGCAGUUGACGAUGAUUCCGAUGAGGGGCAUACCGACGCAAAGUCCCUGUCGGUGGCCCCCCCCAUCAACAUCCCGGCAAACCCACGCGUUGACAUUACUUCGACAACAUCUCGGCCUAAGAAACACGCUCCCCCAACAAUUCCGCCGGCAUCCACUGCCGAUCGUACCUCACGCCCUAUCGUGCAAAUUCUCCAGCGAGCUGAAGGCUUUGACUUCAAACCUCUUCGUCAUAUCAAACUUUCUUCUUUGAAGCCAACGCAACUUCAGCCCCAAGGCCGACGAGAGUUGGACGGCCAUCACCUGUCAUCGUCGGGAGCGCCGGGAGAGUUUGAACGUAUUUUGUCAGAAUUUUAA